CGUCACUUCCGGGAUGUAUGGUAGAGCAAAAUGACAGCUGGUUUGUUUUUAUCACAAGGAAAAUUCAAAGUAGACAUUAAAGUGUCAUGUGGUGAACGCCCUCCAAGUCCUCUGUUUUCGGGCCUGUCCAGAGCAAAUCCUGGCAACUGACCAAAGAUUGACCAGCAUUUCUUCUGGACACAUCUGUCAUCCCCACCAGCCACUCUGGAGCCAUCAGUACAACCACAGAAGAAGACAGCGAGUAGUGAUAGUGGUCAAAUCAAGGGAAACGUCUCUUCAGCUGAGGGGGGGGCUGUUCAACGGGACGGAGCCAUGCAGCCUCCAGAGGAGACGGAGGGCCGUUCCUUUGUGGAGGUGAUGAGUGAAAAGUACAGCCCAGAGAACUUUCCGUACCGCAGAGGGCCUGGUAUGGGGGUGGUGGUGGUGCCCACCACAGGUCCUCAAGGUUCCCCUAUGAAAGACCGUCUGAACCUGCCCAGUAUGCUGGUGUUGAAUAGCUGUGGGAUCCGCAGGGCAGGAGACCAGGCUGAGAUUGCUGCCUUCUGUGCCCAUGUCAUUGAGCUGGACCUGUCACAUAACAAUCUGCAGAACUGGCAUGAGAUCAGUAAAAUCGUGUCCAACAUCCCCAACCUGGAGUUCCUGAACCUGAGCUCCAACCCCCUGGCAGGAAUGACCCUUGAGCCGCAGUGUGCUGAGGCCUUUUCCCGGGUCCGACGCCUCGUCCUCAACAACACCCAAGUGUCUUGGGACACCGUGGUGCGACUCACCAGGGAGAUACCUGAGCUGGAGGAGUUGUUCCUGUGCCUUAACGAGUACAGUAGUGUGAGUACCUCCAGUGUGGCCUGCCCCUCCUUGCGCCUGCUUCAUAUCACCGACAACAGCCUCCAGGACUGGGCCGAAGUCCGCAAGUUUGGCUCCAUGUUUCCCGGCCUGGACACUCUGGUCAUGGCCAACAACAACUUGGCCUCCAUUCAGGACGGCAAGGACAUCCUGCAGCGGCUCUUCCCAAACCUACGCAGCAUCAACCUGCACAACUCAGGUCUCAACCGAUGGGCCGACAUUGAGAAGCUGAACUUCUUCCCUAAGUUGGAGGAAGUGCGACUGCAGGGCAUUCCCUUACUGCAGACCUACACCAACGUAGAGCGACGCAGCCUCAUGAUAGCACAUCUCCCUUCAAUAUCACUGCUAAAUGGCAGUGUUGUGACUGAUAGUGAGAGAGAGGACGCAGAGAGGUUCUUCAUUCGUUACCACUUAGACUACCCUGAGGAGGAGCUGCCUUACAGAUACCAUUGCCUGGUAACCAAGUACGGGAAGCUGGAACCACUUGCUGAGAUUGACCUCCGACCUCGCUGCCGUGCCCAGGUGGAGGUUCACUGUGAGGGAAAAGUGGAACAGCUAAACAUCCGUUUGGACCAGACAGUUGCUGAGCUGAAGAAGCAGCUGACAACAGUGGUCCAGCUGUCCACCAGCAACAUGAGGAUCUAUUACAUCGACAAGUUCAGCGCCUUCGGUCCGGAGGAAAUGAAGUACAACACCCGGGCUCUCCACUCCUACAGCAUCCAAGACGGUGAUGAAAUACUGGUGGUGCCCAAGACCAAGUGAACAGCUGGUGUCCUACUGGCUGAUUAGAGUGACUUAUUAAUUGAUUGAUUUAUAGGAUUAUUUGUUGAUUGGUUAACUGACAUCACAAAAUAACUGUGAAAUGCAUAUGGAACAGAAUCAGCGGCCCACUUGGAAUAGAGAGUAAAACAAGAAAGUGAUGGGAACAACUUCAUGAAGACUGCAUGGUGGACUACAGUGGGUCACUGGGAGGCUCUGGCUGGAAAUGCAGCCAGUCUGGAGAGAAUUUUGUCUUAAUUUGUUUCAAGGUUUUUUUUGAGGGGCAUCCACUGGAUCUGUCACACUGGAGAGAGCAACUCUCAGUCAGCUAGAAGCUUAAGCAGUGGAGAGGGCACUGCUGUACAGGCGGAGCAGCUCUGUCUUUUAGUACACGGCAUGUAAUAGUACCUGCAUAGGCAAGCAUCCAACCCCAGUGGCUUGACCUCUUGUCGCAAAAGUACCCUGGUUAUUAGUGAGGCAGCGCUGCUGAGCGGAGAGGGACUGCUACGUUUAAUGGCUCUUUUAAAGUGGGCACAAUAUCAGCAACAGCAGCAGCAGUUAUAGGAAAAAACAGUCUUAAAACACUGUUAAUGCAGGGGGUGGUGAUGAAAUUAGCAUUUUUUGGGUCCAUUUUCUUGUUUUUUUCUCCAUAUCUCUGUGGAUAAUUGUCAAAGUUAGAAGAUGCUACAUCACAUUCAGAUCAUUUUACAAAAUACCAAUAACAAAAAGCAAGGGAUUCUUUCUGGAGCCGUAAUGACAAUCAACAAUCAUUACAAAAUUUAUUAUAGAAACUGCAGAUUUUAAAUCCUAAAAGAUCCCUCCAGAGGUUUUAAGACUACUACUACUGUACUCGCUUUGAAUAAUUUGUGUCUAAAAUGUUUUUUCCGCAAACAAGUUAGAAAUGGUUAAAUAUAUUUCGUCCUUCUCCCUCAUUCAAAUUCCAGAAUCUAUGAAUGUGCUAAUAUUGUUCAUUACAUUCAUUACAUUAACGUUCAACUGCUGGAGUUUCCACGUCACAUCCACAUAAUUUUUGGCUGGAUGGGGACUUUAAAGAAAGUGGAAAUAGGUGAGGCAGGUUAAGAAAAAAUCAAAAAGUAAAAUUACACCCAGUUGAUGAUAAUAUGUCUUUAGGAGUGCAAUGAUCCUAAAUUGAUGAUAUCUAACAGUGUAAACUUUUUGAUGUUUUCCUCAUCCUGUAUGGGGUACCGGUACCGUUCCCUAUAUAACCAGAGUGAGAGCUGUGUCAGUAUUCUUGGCAGGAAGUCACAUUUUCAGUGGGUGUCCGUCAGGGUGGUCCCUUUUCACCCAUUCUGUUUGUGGAUAGUAUGUCUAGGUGCAGCCGGGGUGGAGGAGAGUGUCCGAUUUGUGGACCUGCUCUUUGCAGAUGAUGUGAUUCUGUUUGCUUCAUCAGACUGUGACAUUUAACACGCACUGGGGCAGUUUGCAGUCGAAUGUGAAGCGGUCGCGAGUCUGAGGCCAUGGUUCUCCAGCAGAAAACGGUGGAUUGCGCCCUACAGCUUAAGAGUGAGUUGCUGCCCCAAUCAAAGGAGAUCAGGUAUCUCGGGGUCUUGUUCAUGCAUGAGGGUGAAAUGGAGGCAUUAGAUGGACAGGCGGAUUAUUGCUGUGUCAGCAGUAAUGCUGGCGUUGGACUAGCCUAUUGUGGUCCCUCAUUUAGCUUACAUGGCUAUGUGAUUGUAGUAGUUUUUGCUGUUAUCUAUUUCAGAUAAUUCUUUAUGCUUUUAAGAGGUUAGCAUUCCAUUUUUUCAGUGCUCCAUUUUUUUGCUCUUGUUUUACGGACCUUUAAAUGUUUAAUCAUAUUUAUUUUCCAAGAUUAAUAUAAUUAGUAAUUUUCCUUGAACAGGCACUGAUCUCAGUUCAACGGUGCAUGUGAACGCACCGUUGAACUGCCCGUUAUUCAGUGAAACAUUCCUUUAUGCCUACAUCAGUGUUUCAUCUGCUCCACAUUAGUGUAGUCAUUUCACUCUAUCCUGCACAGAAAUACUUCCACCAAAGAUAGCUCAUUAGAGUAUUAUUAUUAUUAUUAUGUGGAAUAUAUACAAUAUGUAUUGAUUUUAUUAUACAGCCUCCAUCGAGUAUUAGAGGAGCAUUGAUGUUUGAUGGUUUUGACUUGUUCUAUAGCAAGCAAUUUAGCAGAAUAGGGGAUUCCUGACAGUGCCCAAUGUUAUGGCUAUAGACACUGUUGAUUUUCAAGCCACAAAAUUAAAUAUUCACAUGUAGGGGUAGUUUGGAAACAAACGUGUGUACCCUCAGUUCAUCCACUGCUGAUAGAAAACUCAGCUUUUCUGAUUUUACAUCCCAGAUAUCAAUAUCUUAAGUGUGUAAAUGCCACAUUAUAUCCCUCCUUAAUGUUAUAAUUUACCAGUUUUAUUUCAUAACACAACUGCUAUACUUGAAUAUUUGAAGGUGUGGUAUAAUAAGACCAAGGAGUAAGGAGGUGUAGCAAUGACACUCAGCAGGUUAGAUGAAAAGAGUUACAGGGACCUGUCUCCCCGUUUUAUCACAGUAGUGCUGAUUAAAUGUUAGAGUAGCAUGAACCACAGCCAUAGCAACCAGCACGGAGAGAGGCAGCAGUGCUGGCACCUACUUAAGUUAUAGUAUCUGUGCUGAUCAGUGUGAGAUUUGUUUGAAGUGUGGUGUGUAAUUGUUUGCAGGGUGGGUGGUUUUUUGGUAUGCAUGUUAUUAAUUGACUAUGUGUUUGCAAGGACAGUGGUCACUAUGCCUGCUUAGAUGUAUGGAAUAUGAACUUGAUGGAAAUUUAUUUUACAUUAAGCCCAAGGAAAAUAUUUGUAAAUUUAUUGUUACCAUCUAGAUUUUGGUUUUUUUAACAGUAGUAUGUUUUCAUGUUAUUUGUUGUGUCUGUUAAUUUCUUCUGGAACAUUAAAGAUUCAUAACUAAUAAACCAACAAUCAAAGUUA
This is a messenger RNA of Micropterus dolomieu (smallmouth bass), 4535 nucleotides long. RefSeq names its product tubulin-specific chaperone cofactor E-like protein. Gene Ontology annotation, molecular function: alpha-tubulin binding. Lineage: Eukaryota; Metazoa; Chordata; Actinopteri; Centrarchiformes; Centrarchidae. The transcript has 11 exons. Gene Ontology annotation, biological process: protein folding. The record is from RefSeq and is a predicted model, not a curated record. Bases 313 to 1602 code for a protein of 429 amino acids.